Fraxinus pennsylvanica is the source of this 1317-nucleotide messenger RNA. The record is from the annotation of a GenBank genome assembly. NCBI's taxonomy places the organism in Eukaryota, Viridiplantae, Streptophyta, Magnoliopsida, Lamiales, Oleaceae.
AUGAAUAAUUAUCAAGGCGAUUUAGAUGAUAUAAUCCGAGCUGGCGGUGGUAGCAUGGGGAGCAACACCUCUACUGCAGUUCCGGCGCUUCCUGCUGACUGGCAAUUUCCGAGCAAUCCCGUUAAUUUUUCUUCAGGAAUCGAAGAGUUAUCGGAUUAUUUUGGGCAUCCGUUUUCUAAUAUGAGAGAUCCAUUUAUUCAUGAUACAGAUACAACUGUAUCAGGGUUCUUCAACAACUCAAAUUACUCUAUAGAUGUUGGAAACCUAGCGACUAGUGGUGGUGCUGGAGGAGGAGAUGGUAGUGGUGAUAGAAUUCUUGGUAAUAAAAUUCUUGAUGAUGAGAUGAAAACUAGACCUCCCAAUAUCUUCUCAAGAAUGCUUCAGAUCUCUCCGAAUGAAAAGUCGCUGGUAUUCCGUCGUAAUUCUUCGGCGGUGGCUACCGCCUCUCAUGGAGGAUUGAAGACAGCCGCAAGUGCUGAUUCAGUAUCUAAUGAUCACAUGAUUUCUUCAAAUAGCUCCAAAAGUUGCUUGGUGGAAAGCCCUGCUGUUCAGAUCUCGCCUCCGGGAAACACGGGUAUUAAACGAAGGAAGAGUCAGGCAAAGAAAGUAGUUUGUAUACCAGCUCCCGCGCCUGCGAACAGCCGGCCUGGUGGUGGUGGAGAAGUUGUUCCAUCUGAUCUUUGGGCAUGGAGAAAGUAUGGACAGAAACCUAUCAAAGGUUCUCCUUAUCCAAGGGGUUAUUACAGAUGUAGUAGCUCAAAGGGUUGUUCAGCAAGAAAGCAAGUUGAACGGAGCCGGACCGACCCGAAUAUGCUGGUAAUCACCUACACUUCUGAGCACAAUCAUCCAUGGCCGACUCAGAGAAAUGCUCUUGCAGGCUCCACAAGAUCACAGCCAUCCAAGAACAAUAGCCCAGCUUCAAAAACUUUACCAAAUUCUCAGAACCAAAGGGCUAAAAGCCCGAAAUAUGAAGAAACCGGAAACCAUGCAGAAAACGUAAUUCCAUCACCCGUGGAUGUAAAAAAGGAAGAUCUUGAUAACCAGUUUGAGAUAGAUGAUGCAGAACUAUAUGAAGGGUUUCCUUCCCAGAGUUAUAAGCCGGCAUUGCUGGGUUCAAACCAGUCUGAAGAUCUGUUUGCAGAUUUGGGAGAAAUAGAGGCCGAUCCUUUGGAUCUUUUAUUCAUGGAUGGAUUUUCAGGUGAUGAAGGGAGAGAAAACAAGGCACUGGAUCCAUUCAGUUUCUAUGACUGGCCAAGAAACAACAACGAUAGCAACUGCAACACAACAUCAUAUGAAUCACCUAAGAGGGAUUUGUGA